AACAACAUGCCAGAGAUCAGCAGACUCUGUAUGGCCGCGCUUGCGUCCUCUAUCCGCGAUCGCUGGAGCUCUUGGACAUGAUCGGUGUGUACGAUAGAAUAGCUGAUAUUGGUUUCAUAAGUCGGUAUGUACGUUAUUUCAAGCUGCCAGGGGGUAUUUGAUCCCUUGUGUAGGGGAUCAGUCACCGUGAAAGACGGUCAGGCCACGGCUUCGCGAGGCUGGGGUUGGGUGAAGAAAGCAGUCGCCGGCAAGACCUAUUUCGACUUCUGCAUGUGUAUCCGUCAGCGAUCUGCAAUCACGGAGCUGAACGAAGAUGCUGUCCGACCAUCCGUCAAGCUUAUGGACUACAGCGUCGAUGAAUCAUCUGAACACCCCAUCGCAGCUACCCUUCAAUUAAAAGAAGGCCAGUUGGUCCAUCAAGUAUCUGUCGGCGCCGAUGGUGGCCGGUCCACCGUUCGCGCCCUCAGUGAUAUCGCCUUCCCCGGCGUGUCUUCCCCUCACAAAUGGGUUCGGCUCGACGCUAUUGUCAAGACGGACUUGCCUCACCGCCGCGGCGUCGCCGUCUCCAUCGAGACAAAAGAACACGGAAAUGUUCUCUGGAUUCCGAUAGACAACGGCAGGACGCGCAUCGGCUUCGUGCUCAAGGACGAGUUGUACCGUGACGGUGUCGAUGGAAUGGGUGUCACGGCUGACGUUGUGAUGGAGGAGGCGAAGAAAGCCCUGCAGCCCAAUUCAUUGGAGUUCCUCCAGCUGGACUGGUGGACCGUGUAUGCCGUAGGCCAGCGCGUGGCGGAGCAGUUCAAGAAAGGUCGUGUGUUCUUGGCAGGAGAUGCUGCCCACACACAUUCGUCUGGCUCAGGUCAGGGCAUGAAUACGGGAGGAAUCCUGGAGGUCUACGACUCCGAGCGUCGUGCAUCAGCCCAGCACCUCAUCGAGCUUGAUAAGGAAACCUCAUCCCUCAUCUCAGGCAAGAUUCCCGCACGAUUCAACGCACUGCCGGACGCCAAUGUCAAUGACUACCUGUACAAUGUCUUUGAAGAGAGUGCGGCCUUCAACGUCGGUCUAGGGAUCUCGUACCCCGAGAAUCUACUCAACCAGACCUACCCAGGCCCAGGCAAUGGCCCUUCCGCGACGGUUUCGGUGGGUCACCGUGGUCCUGACGCGGCACUCUUCCGUCCCGGCGCAAAGCUCCCGCGCAGGCUACAUGAACUCACCGCGUCGGCCGGGAACAGGUUUACCAUUCUCGUAUUCGCGGGAGCAGUACGCCCUGUGGAUGAUUUCAUGAAGCUCGAUGAGACAAGUGCCGCGAGGUAUCGGGAGCUCAGACAACAUGUUGACUCUGAGGCGUCGUUUACGCGCACCCUGGCGGAUGUCUUCGUUUUCCUGUCCAUCGUGCGAAGCGAAGGAGUCUUGCAGCCUGCGGAGGCCCUCGGAGUCUCUCCUCUUGGGAAAAUGGCCUACGACCACUCGGGCGACGCGUACGACAAGUACGGUGUGCGAGCUGCAGAGGGCGCUCUAGUGGUGCUCCGACCCGACGGUAUCGUGGGCUUCGUUGCACCUCUUGACAUGGACGGCAUGCAAGCCGUGGGUCGGUACUUCCAGACUUUUGUCAACGGCAGAGCGAUCCGCCAGCAGGCUAUGUCGCGAGAUAUCGGGCACUGGCAUGCCAUCGGUGAGAUGUCGGUGGAGGGUCAGGAGGAAUCCACGAGGCUUGUGUAACAGUAGCGGCGAGUGGUCAGUCUCUAGGCUUGAUAGGCUACGUUCGCCUACUAUGUAGUAGGCCCAUCAUGUUGGUAUCCAUACGGGGAUCUUGAACGAACAUUAGGUCGGAUGGACGAAUAGCGGCAGGUCGCGCCACCC
Fomitopsis serialis is the source of this 1860-nucleotide messenger RNA. Its product is annotated as FAD binding domain-containing protein. NCBI's taxonomy places the organism in Eukaryota, Fungi, Basidiomycota, Agaricomycetes, Polyporales, Fomitopsidaceae. The record is from RefSeq and is a predicted model, not a curated record. Gene Ontology annotation, molecular function: FAD binding. The transcript has 6 exons. Bases 127 to 1719 code for a protein of 530 amino acids.